Molecule: messenger RNA, 9940 nt
Organism: Dreissena polymorpha
Lineage: Eukaryota; Metazoa; Mollusca; Bivalvia; Myida; Dreissenidae
Exons: 15
Coding region: 658-2289 (543 amino acids)
Source: RefSeq, a predicted model, not a curated record
UUGUCGAUAGUUGGACCGGAAGUUUCAGAAUUAUCGUUAUUUGAUUUACAAAAUAAUUUUUAUUGUAUGAGCCUUAAAAAGGAACAACACAUUCACUAUUCGAAGUGAUGAAAUGAUUGUGCGAUACGGGAAUGAUUGCGGACUAGAACUAUAAGAACUGUGUAACAAAACCAUUCUUGAGUGAUUUGAUCACUGAUGGGGAAGGCUGAAUCAAUGCUCACAGACUGGAUAAAUGACAUUCUGACGAUAAUGAAUCAAUAUUUAGUGAAAGGACUUUUGACAUAGAAAAUAACAUGAAAAGAUUUAAACAAACAACAAGGAGCUGAUAAAAGUGAACGUGCAUUGAUUAUCUGAAGAGGAUUUAGUGAUCAGGAGUCCCCUGGCGAAGACUUGAGCAUAUUUUGAAAGUAAUUGCUCAAAUUGAUAAGAUUGGAAUUAUUUAUGUAAAAUCUGGGGAAAUAAAUUCAUGAUGGAGUAAAAGAAAUGAAUGUUUUAUCAGUGACAUUUUUGUUGGAAUGUUGGUCUGACUUUUUGAGGCUUUGAAUUUUUUUUUAUAAAUGUACAAUAUUUAGGAGUCACUGUGUUUAAAAUAGCAGUGUUCAUAUUUGAAAUAUUUUUAUAAGCAAAAUAACUGGAUUAAGCGUUUAUAAGGCAACAAUGUUUUCCGAGGAGUUGUUACGAAGUUUGCAACCUGCAUCAGUUUUACCUGUGACGAGAAAUAUGCCAUACACAUCUGCAAGUGUACCGAGUCGGAACCAACCUCGAAACAUGACUGGAAUAUAUCUUGGACUGGAGGGCAAUAUUAAUCCUCCACCCAAUAAAGGCAUGGGCUCUGUGAAGGUUCGCAAAGGAACGUCUUCAAAAACACGCACAACGUCAGAAGAUCGUAGAUAUAAAAUUGUAGAGGCCUUGAGAAUAAAGGAAGAUUGCCGCGGGUUUCGAGGAAAUCCUUUGAAGGGACCAGACAAUUUCUUGAAAAAGGUUCCAGCCAGCACACCAACCAAUGACGAGGAGAAUGCACCUCCCCGGCAACAGCAAUACAGAAAGUGGGGACCGGCCAAGUCUGCUGAUCCCAAGCACUUUGAGGAUGUUAUCAGACAAAAUCCCCGCCAUUUCACGUCCAUAAUCAACAACGGUGUCACGCGGUCAGAGAACCUCACCGGUAUCAUGAGCUUCGCGGAGCAGUAUGGGUGGGACUUGACCAACACGCCCCUCACGGACACCAUCAUAGACGAGGUACAGAAGAUGACAUCUAUACGUGAUGAUCUGACGGGGCUAGAGGAGUGCUUUAAGAAAGUUUGUAAGGGUAACCCAGACUCAUUGCACAGUCUGCUGCCUUUACGAAAGGCCAUCGCCCGGCCAGGCAGCUACACUACAGGCUUUACUGUCAGGAGCUACAGGAACCCCAACCAGGCCGAGAUUCUUGCAAAUUUUGAGGUCACCGGAGGUUACAAACGGCCCAAGACGGUUCCCGCAAACCUCGGUUUUCAGCGACAACCUCUGGUGCCUGCUCCAUACUUCUUCAAGCACUUCAACAAACCCAUGACUGCUGGCAGCAGCAAGAAGCAUGCGUCCCCUGGCUCUCAGUUUGAUGCAGAGACCUUGAACAUGAAUGGAGAGAAGAUAGUUGGUGUGGCGGGUAGUGGGGCGGUGUCACGGUCACUGAGGGUUGCCGGGCCCCGCAGUACCACAGCAUGGAGCGAGGAUGAUGCGGUCAGGAUAAGACGGAUUCAGGUGUCAUUACAUGGAACACCAAGGAAUGAUACACCGCUGAAAGAUUCAGACCGCUCCCAUAAUGUUUCAUCCCCGCGUCACGUCAACUCAGUGACAGUUGGUGGACCCUUAGAACUGCGCGCAGAGGGCUACCAAGUGGGAACCGGCGAGGAUCGAAAUCGCAACCAGCCUGCGCACAACACUGAGGCCACUGUAAACCAGUCUGGUCCAAGUACUGGGCGUUCAGCACGAAUCACCACAAACAGUCCAGUGAUGGAUGCUCCGCAGAAGGGGGUUGUGGGUAAUGGAAUGAUCAGGCUCGAUCUGGAGACCGAGGAUGGGAAGAAGCAGGAGAUCUACAUUGAUGAUGCAGAUUCAGCAUGCGACCUUGAGAAAUUGAAGGAGUCAGAAGCCAGGGUUGCCUCUUUGCAGGAAGACGCUAAGCAGCGCAAACGGGAGCUUGAACAGAUCCUGGUCGAGCAUCAGGAAAUCGUGAAGACUAUCGUUCGUCAGACGAGUCAUGAAGAUGGCCAUGACACAUUCCAAUCUGCAAGCGAAGAAUCCCGACACCAGUGACCUUGAACUUUAUUAUAGUGUCCAGCAAUAGAAUGUGUUGAUGUACUAACUUAUUGAUGGAUGUGUUGGGAGUAUAUUGUUUAGAUGAUAGUUCUUUUCCAGUAUUGCAUUUUUGUUGUGUUUUACGACAAAAUAAGAAUGCACAGGUGAAAGUGUUUUCAGCAUUUAUAUUAUUUAUUCUUACAUUAUUAACAACUAAGAGUUCAUGACAUUAAAAACUGGAUGUACGCAUGUGUACUUUUUAAAAAUUCUGUAUUUGCCCCAACAACUUCUUAUUGGGGGCAAAACUGUAUACAUGUACCUGUACAAUUACUUAUUUUACUUGUAAAUAAUGUGUUUCUUCAACUAGGUUAUUAUGAAUAUUGGGUCAUUGUUUGAAAAUAUCUGUGCUAAAUAAUAGUAAUAAGUAAAUAUUUUUGACAUUCUCUCUGUGGAAAAACGUGGUUUGUGCAUGUGCGAAAAGUAUCGUCCCUGAUAAGCCCAGGUAGUACUUUCAGGCUAAUCAGGGACAACAGUCAUUUUGCUUUUGUGGAACUUUUCAUAUAAAAACACUGUAUUAUGUGAAUUGGGAAUAAGACAUCAAUUUGGGAAUAAAUUGUGUUUUAUUAAAAGUGCAUAAUAUGCAGUUUUAUAUGUUGCAUUUAUCUAGUUUUACAAAUUAUAAUUAAAACAUAAACUUGCAUAUAUAAUAGCAUCAUUUAAAUUGAUUUUACUUAAAAACUGGAUUUUUAAUUAAUUAAAAAAAAAAUCCUCAUGAAAUGAAACUGCCGCGCAUGGACACCGUUUAAAAAUACACUUUAAAUGAUAUAAAUUCAAUCACUGUUAAUGAAAAAGUCAUGGAAAAUUUCUUAUUAUGCUUAAAUUAUAGAUAAUAUAUUACAAAAAUAUAUGUAGAUCAUGAAAUGAAUAGUUUUGUUUGAGAAAAUCACCAAAAUGAUGUCCAUUCCCAGUUUGAUGUCUUAUUCCCAAUUCACAUAAUACAGUGUUUAAAGAAGUAUCUUUUAAACGACAAUCCAAUCUAGGCUGAAAGUGUCAUCCCUUAUAAGCCGGUUCAGACUGCACAGGCUAAUCUGGGAACAUACUUUACGCACAUGAAUUAAGCCUGGUUUUCCCAUAGAGCGGUUCAUUAUCUGUUUUCAGUUGGCUAGAUAAGUAUAAGGAUCAUUUUGUACUUUAUUGUAUUUUAUAAAUAGCUUGUUAUUGCAAUAAGAACUAUCUAGACAACAGGUCCAAGUAAAAACUUUGUAACAAUUUCUUGUAAUAUAUAGGUUACAUUUAUGUUAUUUACCUUGACAGCCAUCAUUUCAGCAUAUGCAUCAAGAAGACUGAUAGUGUAAUCUUGCAAGUGACAUAUUAUUUGCUGUAACACUUGCUGCUAAAUGGGUAAUGCAUAGCAACUGGAGGUUUAGCAAUAAUAAUGAAAAUGGUCUUAAUUAUAUUUUCACUGUUAAAGUUAUAAAACAAGCAGCAAACAAUACCUCUCACAUUUUAUCCCCAUGUUAUGGCCCUGUUGAUAUAACACUUGUGUAUCAGUUUAAACUGUCAUUCUUGAACUCACUGCAUGUCCACCCUCAAAACAGCGAACACAGGGUGUAUUUUCAUGAUGCCUUUCGAUAUUUAUUGUCUUUGUUAGUUAGCCAUUUCCAAAACACAAAAUGCAAACAUGAUGGUUUAAGUUAAAAUACCAGGUUAAUGACAAUUACAGAUGAUUUCUUUAAUGGUUUUAAAUAAAAAAGACUGCUUUAGUUGGCAUUUAAGCCUGAAACACUCAACAAUGCUCACAGUUUAGGUAUUGUAAACCUCUCCUAGAUAAACACUCUUUAUUCUACACCAACUUUGUAUUCUCAUGUUUGUUGAAAUAUUUGAUUGUACUUUUUGACAUGCAGUUACAUGCAUGUACCGUAAUCACUCUUAAAGCUAUUAACCAAACAUUACAAUUGGUACCAUUAUACAAUGUGUACUUUUUCUGGGUUUUACUUAUAGUCUCUAUACUAACAGUUCUGUUAUAUCAAAGAAAUAAUAUCAUGUUUUGAAAAUGUGUUAAUUACAAUAGUUUGUGUAUGGUCAUAUGAAAAUUUAAAAAACAGGAUUAUUAAUAAACUAUUUAUAGCUUAUAAUUUCUUGAAACAAUUAUGUAUUAUUUAUGUUUUUGUUGAUUAAUCCGCAGACUUUUCGCUUGUGAACUUAAAGGAUGCAGAGAGCUUAUGAAGCCCUUUCUGUCAGAAAAUUAAAACCAUCAUGAUUAUAUUACUGUGUUACUUGCAUCUUCCUUGCUCCCUGUUCAGAGAAUGUCAUUCUGAGAUUUCUCAAUACAGUGACUGGAGAACUUUGUUGAGGGAAUGUAACUAGGUAAAGUGAACAAGAUUUCUUCACAUUAAUACGUACAGCGUCAUGCAAAAAUGGGUCUUCGACUAAUGUGGCAAGGGUAGCUCCAGACCAUGCAGUCUGCGUAUUUGCCCAGUCUGCUUGGGUGCUACCUGGUAUGUUAAAGUGACCACAAAACCUUGUGUGACCUUAUAGUGGACAGUGAAGCUCCUGACUAGACUGCACAAAUGGGCUGGCUGUUCCAUUUUAGCAAUGGCCCGGCUCAUUUUUCCUAUAUUUGUAGUCUGAGUAGUUUAUUUUCGGGGAUUAAAAUAAGUCUAGGAUUAAAUUUGUUUUUCUGUUUUGUCAUUAAUCAUUUCUGUUUAAAUUCAUAUACUGUUGUGAAAAAAACAACCAUGAUAUACAUAAAUAAAGCAUUGUCUUAACAAUGUUUUGUUCUUUUGCUUGCAAGGAAAACAUAUAUUUGUUCAUUGCCAAUCAAAAUGUAAAUUCAAUGCAAAGUACAUGCACAGUGCCAUUAAAACUAAACAUAUUUGAUAAAUGCUUCUUAUACUGCUGGCUGAUAUUUGUGUGUGUUUUUUUUGUUUCAAAUUUUGGUUAACACAUGUUAAAUUUUGUUUGUAACAAGUAUGAUACAUACCUUUGUUUGUUUUUAGAUCAAUUGGAUUAGGUUGAUGUUCAGAUAUCUUGAUGAUUAUAGGGAUUCAUCAUUUUCUUGCUUACUUUUUAGCUCACCUGAGCACAAUGUGCUCAUGGUGAGCUUUUGUGAUCCCUUGUGCGGCGUCAACAUUUGUCUUGUUAACUCUCUUAAUUGUCCAAUCUUCAUGAAAUUUUGUCAGAAGAUUGGUCUCAAUAAUAUCUUGGAUGAGUUCGAAAAUGGUAACGUUUGCUUGAAAAACAUGGCUGCCAAGGGGCUGGGCAUUUUUCCUUAAAUGGCUUUAUAUGGCUAAAGUAAAACCUUGUUAACACUCUAGAGGCCACAUUUAUUGUCUGAUCUUCAUGAAACUUGGUCAGAAGAUUCAUCCCAAUAAUAUCUUGGACAAGUUCCAAAAUGAUACGGGUUGGUUGAAAAACAUGGCCGCCAGAGGGCAGGGCAUUUUUCCUUAUAUGGCUAUAGUAAAACCUUGUAAACACUCUAGAGGCCACAUUUAUUUUCCUUAUCUUCAUGAAACUUGCUCAGAAGAUUUGUCUCAAUGAUAUUUUGGAUGAGUUAAAAAAUGGUUACCUUUGCUUGAAAACCAUGGCCACCAAGGGGCGGGGCAAUUUUCCUUAUAUGGCUAUAUAUGGCUAUAGUAAAAUCUUGUUAACACUCAAGAGGCCACAUUUAUUGUCCAAUCUUCAUGAAACUUGGUCAGAAGAUUCAUCCAAAUAAUAUCUUGGAUGAGUUCAAAAAUGAUGCCGGUCGGUUGAAAAACAUGGCCGCCAGGGGGUGGGGCAUUUUUCCUUAUAUAGCUAUAGUAAAACCUUGUUAACACUCUAGAGGUCACAUUUACUGUCCAAUCUUCAUGAAAUUUGGUCAGAAAGUUUGUCUUAUUGACAUCUUGAAUGAGUUCGAAAAUGGUUACAUUUGCUCAAAAAACAUGGCUGCCAAGGGGCGGGGCUUUUUUCCUCAUAUGGCUAUGGUAAAAUCUUGUUAACACUCUAGAGGCCACAUUUAUAGUCUGAUCUUCAUGAAACUCAUUCAGAAGAUUCAUCCCAAUAAUAUCUUGGACGAGUUAAAAAAUGAUGCCGGUUGGUUGAAAAACUUGGCCGCCAGGGGGCGGGGCAUUUUUCCUUAUAUGGCUAUUGUAAAACCUUGUUAACACUCUAGAGGUCACAUUUAUUUUCCGAUCAUCAUGAAACUUGGUCAGAUGAUUUGUCCCAAUGAUAUCUUGGAUGAGUUCGAAAAUGGUUUUGAUUGCUUUAAAAACAUGGCCACCAGGGGACGGGGCAUUUUUCCCUAUAUGGCUAUAGUAAAACCUUGUUAACACUCAAGAGGCCACAUUUAUUGUCCAAUCUUCAUGACAUUUGGUCAGAAGAUUGGUCUCAAUGAUAUCUUGAAUGAGUAUGAAAAUAAUUAUUUUUGCUUGAAAAACAUGGCUUCCAAGGGGCUGGGCAUUUUUCCUUAUAUGGCUAUAUUAAAAUCUUGUUAAAACUCUAGAGGCAACAUGUACUGUUCAAUCUUCAUGAAACUAGGUCAGAAGAUUCAACCCAACAAUAUCUUGGAAGAGUUCAAAAAUUAGGCCAGUUGGUUGAAAAACAUUGCUGCCAGGGGGCGGGGCAUUUUUUUCUUAUAUGGCUAUAGUAAAACCUUGUAAACACUCUAUAGAGGCAAUAUUUAUUUUCCGAUCUUCAUGAAAUUUGGUCAGAAGAUUUGUCCCAAUAAUAUCUUGUUAUCUCAGGUGAGCGACUUUGGGCCUUUCAGGCCCCCUUGUUUUAUGUAUAUGUAAAGGCCACUCUGAUGAAAAUUUACCAGCACAUGUAUUUGUGUGAUCAACCUUUGACAAUGAAUUAUAGACUAAUUAGAAAUGUUAUGUUUAAAAAAACACUUUGUUAGACAUUUUUUUAAAGUUUUAGAGCAUUUAUUUAUCAAUUAAAAAUGUGACACAAUUAAAAACUAGUUUCAAUUCCGCCAUGAUAAAUAUCUAACCUGGGUAGUAACGUUUGUUUUUUGAUUUAGGUCAUGUUUAACAGAUUUAUUAUUUUCUGCUUGGACAGCAGGUUUUUAUAUGAAAAUAUAGACAGAUAUUGGUUGUCAUAUUUAACUUGUGUACAAAAAUGUACUGUUAUACAUGUAUAUGACAAUAUGAUAAAACUAUUACUCAGCAGGUAUACUAGGUGAAAGUUAUCAUGCUAUAAUAUAUAAAUCAUGUACUUCAAGUGAUUCUUGCUAACAAUACAAUUCUUUCAUAGUAUGUUAAAUAUUUGAGUAUGAUAAAAACCAAUGCAUAUUUUAAUUAGACAAUUAUAGCGGACAUGAAAGCUUGAAAUCUCAUAAACAAAUAAAAUACACAGUUAUCAUGUAGUCCAUUAUAUAGAAAUUACAACAAUUUUGAUUUGUGUGUUUUUUAACUUCAGGUGAGUGAUUUGUUUCGUUACACUUAUAUGGGGAAAAAUAAAUAUACCACAUGUUAAAGAAUAUACCUCACACUGAAUUAAUUUUUUUCAAUGUUUAUUGGAAGAAAAAUGUGGGUUUAAAUGUUUGUAAAUAAUUUAUUUACAAGGAUUUAAACCUUAAAUUAUUUACAAACAUUUAAACCCACAUUUUUAUCAUUUAAUAAAGUUCAUGUAGAUAUUCAUUGUCGGACACCCACGUUCUACCCAUUCCGCUUCUCUCCAGUUAUCGAGUAAUGCUGGAGAGUAACGGAAUGAAUUAGUCGUGGGUAUCCGACAAUGGUAGAUAUUGGGAGCUCUUGUAAUAAAUGGCUCAAAUGCCAUACUAGUGUAUCGUGUUUGUAAGAGUAAAGUACAUUCAUCAGUUUUGCAUUCAACAUUGUUAUUUUGCUUCAAGCUGUAUAUACUGAAUGAAUUACAUGUGAUCUUGUUAUAACUUCAUUUCUGUGAUAGUAAGAGAAGUUUUAGUUCUGUUAAAUUGUCAUAGGGUACUUGCAUAGAGUUCAAUAUCAUUAAAAUCAAUACCUUAUGCUUAUUGUAAAUUGUGGUGCCAAAAUCUGAGAACAUUAUAUGAGCCUUGUUCUGGAAAUACAUGACUUAAUGCAUGUGCGUAAAGACAGGCGUAUCAGGGACGACAAUGCAUGUGCGUAAAGACAGGCGUAUCAGGGACGACAAUGCAUGUGCGUAAAGACAGGCGUAUCAGGGACGACAAUGCAUGUGCGUAAAGACAGGCUUAUCAGGGACGACAAUGCAUGUGCGUAAAGACAGGCGUAUCAGGGACGACAAUGCAUGUGCGUAAAGACAGGCGUAUCAGAGACGACAAUGCAUGUGCGUAAAGACAGGCGUAUCAGGGACGACAAUGCAUGUGCAUAAAGACAGGCGUAUCAGGGACGACAAUGCAUGUGCGUAAAGACAGGCGUAUCAGGGACGACAAUGCAUGUGCGUAAAGACAGGCAUAUCAGGGACGACACUUUCCGCUGUUAUUGAAUUUUUUGUUCAGUCUCUUCCAAACAAAAAUCCAGUCAAGGUGGAAAGUGUCGUCCCUGAUAAGUUUGUUCGAACUGAACAGGUUAAUCUUUGACCACAAUUUACACACAUGCAUUAAGCCCUGUUUUCAGAGAGCGCGGCUCAUGUAAACAUGUCUCAAUCAGGUGACAAUCCAAAACAUGAAUAUAAUGUUGGUUAAGUGUUAAAUCAAUAAGCUUUUUUACACAACUGCUAGUAGAAAUUAAAAUAACCUGUUAGAGACUAUUCAAAAGCCAAUGUUUUCUUCUUACAAGUCGAUGAACUAUGAUUUAUAUCAGCAAUAUUUAUAUUCAACAUUUUUACGUACAAAAACCUCAGCACAAAAAAGCCAGUGACUACAAAGGAUUUUUGUGUUUUAGGGAUUAUCUCAAGUCUUAUAAUAAGUGAAAAUUGUUUUUGCUAGCUUAAAAUAACAAUGUUUCAUUGGGAUCUAUUCUUUAGAAGAAAUGUUCAAAAAUAGCUACCUUUGUGUCAACAAUUUGGUAAAUAAUGUUCUACUCACACACAUAAUUGUGCCUUAUUGUUACUUUGUUAAAAUUAAUUAUUUAAAUGCUCUUGUUACCACUGUAUUAAUUUGUGAAUUUCGAAUAUCAAACUUGGAAUGGAUAUCAUUUUGGUGAUUAUCCCACAUAAGACUGUGAGUAUCAUGAUUUGUAUGUUUGUUAUAUGAUUUCAAUAGUUUUAGUUUAUUCAGCACUUUGCCAUGACUUCUCUUUAAGUGACUUGUUUUUUUUUUAUAAUUGGCCGAGUAUUUUUUAUUCGUGUUCAUGCAUGCAUGGAUAAGGUCUCAGUUUUUAGGGAUUUUUUAUGCAUACAAAUAUAAAACUUUGGGUUAAAAUAAAGUUUAAUCCUGCAAUUAUAUAUGCAGGUGUCUAUUUGAGGCAUAAGUUGUUAGAUUUAAUGAAUCCAACAUUUUAAAUUGUAUACAAUGCCUUAUUGAAUAAAUCCCUUUAUUCCAAAUUGACAUCAAGAGAUGUUUUUGUUUUUUUGGUCGCAUUUUCUUUUACUUUGUUAUAAUUAAUGACUUUUUCAUUUUUCAACAUAUUGUACAUUAAUUUAUAUAAUCAAUUGUCCUUUAAAAAUUGAUUUAUUGGUUUGCUUUAGUCUCAUGCUUCAGAUUCACGAUGUCACAUGUGUAUGUACUCUUAGUGUUCUACUUAACUGUCAUGUUCAACUCUAAACAAGCGGUAAUAAACAUUAGAUAUAA